Messenger RNA from Spirodela intermedia, 6801 nucleotides. The record is from the annotation of a GenBank genome assembly. NCBI's taxonomy places the organism in Eukaryota, Viridiplantae, Streptophyta, Magnoliopsida, Alismatales, Araceae.
AUGGAGGAGGAGAUAAAAUCCGAGUUCCUGAGGAGCGGCUUCUCCCUCUCCGAUGAAGGCCAGGUCCUUCAGCAAUGUACCGUCAUCUUCCUUCGUCUCCUUUCGCCCUUUAUUUCCGCGGGAAAAUUGACGGGGAAAGUUUGGGCGUCGAUGUCAACCUUAUUUUCGUCUUCCUGGCUUAUACGUCCAGGUCUGGCGUUCUGCAUCAACCACAGCCUUAGCCCGUCAGAUCUCGUUUCUCACUGGGAGGUCUACUAUCUUAACAGGUAAGCUCGAAGCCAUCGCUUCCAAGGAGCCUAUGUUGUUUCAAGUGAAGUGUACCAUCUUCCUCCAUUUUUGUAUCCUCUCUAGACGCCUUACGUAUACUUUAUCGUUUAAACGAUCUCAUUUGACAGAUAAGUAGGCUCUACUGUAGGUGCUUUUACAUGGAUUACCAGAUGAAUCUUGUGGCAUUAGGGAUAUGCAGCCUAGCACAUGCGACUCUCUUCAUAUGAAACUUAACUGCAGUUGUACAAAAUAUUCUAGAUCUUCUGGCCACCAGACACGAGAUAUUCUGCAAAAUUGUUUUCAGGCGCCUACAAGUGCAACUGGUCGUUACGUUGAUCCCGUAGAUGAUGUGAUGUUUGGUUUUUGUUGGGUAGAUCAACGAAUGGGAUUCAAGCAAGCUAUGUUACUCCUAGAUAAGAUGCGAUCUUUGAUUUGUGCUGGGUCGAUUAACCCUCGAGGUUCAAAUUGGGUCUGCUAAUCCUGGAUAUGUGCUUUGAUUUAUGUUGGUCUUGAAUAUGGGAUUCAUGUUCAUAUGAUGUGAAUCUUGAAGGAAAAUUACUUCGAGUGUCAGUACGACCUUGCCAAAUUGCAGAAUUACUUGUAGUUCUUUUUACCAUCUACUCUUGUACAUCAUGGCCUUGGUUGACUACUGAGAUGGUUAUUUUGACAGUUUUUCGCUGGAUCUUUUUUAAUUUUUAUUUCUUUUCCCAUGCAUUCCAUGGAAAAAGGACCCACUGGGUAAGUGAUUUGACAAUGGAACAUGCCAUUGGGUAAGUGAUUUAAACUUCAAGAAAACAAAACCGAUAUAAUAUAUUACCCUAUAGCACUUCAAUAAUUUUGGAUGUUUUAGGCCCUUUAUUUAUCAUUUCAAGAAAGAAAACUGUUGGAGUUGAGGGUUCUGAUGGAUUUUUUUCUUGAUUAAGAUUAAAAAAUGGGAUUAAAUUUAUGUUUAAGUAAAGUUGACUGCGAGCUAAAACGUUUUCCUAAUGUCCAAAUUUUAUGCUAGUUAUCAUUGGUCGAGUGAAUGGACCUUCAGAGAAUCUGAAUGGGAAAUUAGGAUGUCCCAUUCAAAUUUUCUAUUAGAACCAUCCGGUUUGAAUCUGAAUGGGACAUCCUCUUUUACAUUCAGUUUCACAAGUGUAGAUAUUUUCGUUGUAAAUAAUAGAUACCUCCGGAAACUUUAUCCUGGAAAACAGUUGACUGACAUUCUGAGCGCAGGAAUUGCAAGAGGGUUUCAACUUUCCAUGAAGGAAAGAUAGGAUUAAUAAAGAAUCUCAUGGCUCCAUGUUGGAAGCUUGAAUAUGAUUUUAAACCAAGUCAAUCAACCAGUGUACAGCCAGUGUGCUUUGAGUUUUGUGACAUUUGAAUUAGGAACACAAAAUUCCAUCAAGUUUUCAUGAUUUACUGAGUAUUAUGUAAAACUUAUUGAAUCACGCUUAUGUAUCAGCAAAAUUUACCUUGGGGGAUAUCUGCUAGUGCAAUGAAGGUGGUAGAAAAGUUAAUCAAUAGAUAAUGGAAGAUGAAAGAGAGAAUAAGAGAGAGAGUAAGGAAGGACAGGGAGAAGAAGAGGAGAACAAGUGGAGACAUUCAAGGGUGGAGGAGGAUAAAUAAGAGAAUGAAUUAACAUUAAGCAGAAAGAAGCAUGGUCCAACGUUUUUCUGAUUUAUGCUUCAUGACAGUGUUAUUUUUUUUCAAUUCGCAAUCCACUUGAUCCCAUUAACAUGGUCGUGAUCAGGAUGAAAAAUCUAACCAGCGGGUCCAAUGUUCAAUACUGACCGAACAAACAAUAGCUGCACAUCCAGAUAUUCUUUUUACAGCUAAUUGCUGAUGACUAGCACUUUCCUAAAUUAUUCUUGCAAUCGUCCUGACAAUUUUAUUAAUCCGAUGUCAGUUAAUUUGACCAGACUCAAAAAUCAGCUGAUUGCAAGUUUAUUUAUCCUUGUAUUUAUAUGGAGUGUGUAUCUGUUGUUGAUAUCAUGUGUACCAUAUUUUUUCAGUGAUGACUUUUCAAAGAAGCGCUCACCAACUUGUGAAGAUGCCACAUAAGCUAUAAUGAAAUUUUCCUCUUCAUUCUUGUGCUGAAUCUUAUACUUAUCAUACGUACUCUGUAACAUGUAUGAUUUAUUUGUGUAGUCGUGCUCUUAUUUCAGGCAGCUAAGUGGGUUUAAGGUCGAUUAUGCUCACAUGAAUGGUUUUCAAUCGCAUAUUCAGACUGAACAGAAGGAAAACAUGAUCAGGGAGGAGUCCAGACUGCACAUUUACUCCAGUAAUGAUGUUGACAUGUAUGUUUUUAAAUGCAUAACAUUUUAUCGUUUCCGUCUGUUCUCUCCAGAUUUACAAGAUGGAUAAAAUUGAAUCCAUGUGUGCAGCUUUAACAUCGAUAAUAACGAGUUCGAAUUCCAAAACGUGUUAUUCUGUAACAGGCUUGUCAAUGAUGAAGAUAUUGAUGCCAAAGAGAGUUUUUCUAACACUCCAGUCUGUCCCUCUGAAGGACCAUAUAUAGAAUCAGACAAUAUUAUGGCAGUAUCUGGAACGAAUAAGAGGUCUUCAGUCAAGGGAUCUAGUGUCAACAGUAACCGCUUGACUCCUUUUGGGCAGAGGACUAAAAAAUUUGUUGUACAGUUGACCUUUAAUCCUCAGGAUAUGGAGAACGGAAAAAGGGAAGAUUUUGAAAUACAGGACGACAAUUUCAUUAGGAGGGUUAAACCUGGUGAGAGGUGUUCUCUACAAAUUUAUUGCUCACGGCCUACAUCAGGAUGUAGGUUCAUGUAUGAUAAGAUUGAAGAGAAGGUAUUAACGGUCUGGGCGUUUUUCCUCUUCUAGAAAGUGCAUAAGGUAAUUGAGCUCUUGGAUUUUGUAGUUUGUCUCACUUGAGAACCGCAUCAGGAAGCACAUAUCUGCAUUUGCUGCAUCUGGACUUCAUGGUGAACCUACAGAUGCCAGUUUGGCUUCACAGGUGAUUAUUUAUUUCAUGUAAAUGGUUAUUUUUCUCGUCCAUGGGUCAUUUAUCUUCUGUGAGAUGAGCUAAUCAUCUGUUGCUUCAACCUUAGUCUAGAGACAGUGUUAUUUCUGUUUCAAUCAUCAGACUUCGGCAGUGGACAUACCGUUAGCUAUUCCAUCAACCAAUUUAUUAACUCUUAAAUUCCUUUCGUUUUAUGGUUUCUUUACAGUGUGAUUUCUGUUUCGAUGAUCAGACUUCGGCAGUGGACAUACCGUUAGCCAUUUCGUCAACCAAUUUAGGAAUAUGAUAUAGAAGGUCCACAGAUCUCAACAUAGUAUUUAUUAUUAUGUGGGCUUUUAGGAUAGUUCUAUAUCUGAGUCAAGAAUGGUUCUUCGUCCUUCAUUCGUCGAGAAUAAGAAUAUGAUCCUUCUCGAGUUUGAAUUUAUUCGUUUGGCAUCUGGGUCUUAUAUUAAUUUUUUUUUCUUUUUUCUUAAUCCCAUUUCGAUCUUUUGUUGGAUAUAAUGAAACAUUGGAGUUUGAACAAGGUUCCAACCAAUUGUCUUUUCUAAAAAAUGCUUUAAUGACUUUGCAUAACAGAAAAGCAUAUUUGCUGUUGGUAUGGUUUGCUGUGAUGGAGAAGGUCGGCUGAACAAGAAUUCUGCGUUGUUGCAGGGCUGGUAUAGAAAAUCCUUUUUUUUUUACUGUUUAGUAUAUGGCGGUCAUACAGAUUCUCUUUGUUCAUUUUACUUAAAACUAAUUAUUCUUAUUAUAGUUUGGAGCACUCUGGCGGGCAGCGUGUCCGUCUUGAUCUCCACAACUUGGUCAACUUUUCCUUAUUCCCGGGACAGGUAAUUUAUUGCUUACGCAGUAAUUAAUUUAACCAAACAACGCUAGCAACCACCAGAAAGAGGAUUCAUUGCGUCAACUGUUUGAAUAUGAAUUCAUGGACAUUGUUUCUUUUUUCCAGGUUAUUGGCGUUGAAGGGCAUAAUCCCAGUGGUCACUGUUUAAUUGUAUCCAAAGUGAUUGAUUUUCUGCCAAUUUUUGUCCCGCCCAUCACGCCUUCAGCGAAGAAACAAGUCAUGGAUAAGGAAUAUCUUCCUGGAUCUAUUAUUGAAAAAACAAAACUUCUAUCCUUGGUAUGCGGACAUCCUGCAUUCUUCUGACUGAUGGAUUGAUCGCCAUCUUUAUAAUUGCAGUGUUUUGUAAACUAUAAAGAGGCCAGUAUAUUGCCCGUUUUUGUUUAUAAUGAAAUGUACUUCGAAGCUAGGUAUUUUUUUGGAGCCUUUUUAUAUGCAGGUUUUUUAUUCCUUUGAUUUACCAUCUCCUGGCUUGUGCCGCGCACUAUAUUGUCAAUUCUCCACGGAAUCUGCUUAGCCCUAGUAGAAAUGGAGAGUUAGGACUCUCGGAAUUAGACUUAUGACUGAUGGAUUGAAUUUCGGAAAAAUGUGAUCUAUUAGUUUCUUGCGAAUAUGUGCAGAUUAUUGCGGCAGGUCCUUUUACAACCAGUGAUAACUUACUGUUUGAGCCCUUGGCAGACUUACUUGCAUAUGCAAGUAGGAAACCACCACAAUUGCUUAUCUUGGUAAGAAGCUGUGCCAGCUUGGUGGAAUUAUCAACUUUAUAACCUCGAGGACUAAAUCUCCAAUUGUAUUUUCAACUUCCGAUAGAUGGGGCCUUUCAUUGAUUCUGAGCAUCCCGAAGUUAAAAAAGGAGCUCCUAGUAAGAGCUUUGAUGACAUCUUUAACGUGGAAAUUAUUACAAGGGUUUGUAGUUUCACAAUGAGUUGCUUGCUUCGAACUUCAGUUUAUUUCUAUCUUUACGGCUUCUACAUUCUGAAACAGGACUGUGUCCUAUGCUUCCCGUGUUUUUCUGGUUUCAUUAAUGCAGCUGCAAGAUUACGUUGGAUUCUUGGGUUCAGCUGUGCGUGUAGUCCUUUUGCCAGCCACACGUGAUGCUAAUCAUGACUAUGUUUAUCCUCAGGUUAUUUCCUUGUAGACUCUUUUCUAUCAUUUUCCUUUAUUAGUGAAGUUCUGUGUCAGGAUCACUUCCUUUGUGACAUUGCCGUUGUCCUCUGAAUUAUUCAGCCUGCUUUUGAGAUUUUUCCACAUGAAGAAAUCAAGAAUCAGGUCCAAUGUUUUUCUUCAAUUUGAAUAAUGUCUCAGGGAAAAACCCUGACUUUAGUGUUGCGCUAAUGGUUCUCAUAGUCUUUGACCUAUUUUUUAUUUGCCAGAUAGUCUGUCUUGCAAAUCCAAGCAUGUUUGGUGCAAAUGAGGUAACAGAUCAACAUUUCUCUUUGUUUCCCUUACUCAAAUGAGCGCGAAUUAAUGAACGAUAAUAGGUUCGUUGAACUAAUGUAUAUAAUGCGUGGUUCUGAUCUUCGUAGUAGUGUUACCAGCCAACUCCAUGAGGCUGGGUGAUUCUCAUUGAGGAGCAACUCCCUCACCAUUAUAUGCAGUUUGCGGCUGAGUGAUUUAACUAUUAUUGCCGAUUUAACUCUGCGCCAUCCGGGUGCUUCUUGUCUGAGCUUUACUUGAUUUUCUGCGUCUUCUUUUCAAUUCCAGUGUCUUAUGAGAAAUGUGUCUCCAUAUCAUCGCUAGGUAAAAGAAUAAAUCCUCAUUGGGGAAUUCGUUUUCUUCAAUUGGGUUCAUGGCUUGAAAUCGUAGUGGUGCUUCAUUUUUUUUUGUUCUUUCCAGGCGUAAAUCUGUGGCCAGUGUGGGCUCACUUUCCAACCUUGUAUCAGGUAACUGUUGGCUGCAAUACUGUGGAUAUCCUCAAACAGCUCAGUAGUGAGGAGAUUUCAGUAAUGUCACCUGAUGUUUCGUCUGGAGAUCGGUUGGGGCGACUUGCUGGUCACGUCUUGAGCCAGCGGAGGUAAGGUUUUUUGGUGACUCGCUUCGUGAUGAAGAGAAGCGAGUGCCAUGAACGCUAACACUCGACACUAACGGGACUUGACUGCCUGGGUUUGGACAGCUUUUAUCCUCUGUACCCGCCCUCAGUCGACGUCCCCUUGGAUCUAUCUCUGGCUCCCGAAGCUUUGGAGAUAUCUCUGACCCCGGAUAUUCUACUGAUGCCCUCGGAUCUCACUCCUUUCGUCAAGGUAAAUGUGAAUUCUACUGGCCAGUCCUCGGCACAAUGGCUUGAUCUGCCUCCGUUAAAAGCUUUUUCUUUUUAUGACCUUCAUUCACAAGCCGGCUGACCGUGGCGUGGAGUCGUGAUGUGUCCUAGUUUCUCGGCUCGCACGAGGUUUACCUGUUUUUCGAGAAGUCUUGCUUCUGGGACUCAACAGUGCAAGGCGAUGCUGUUUCGAUCGCGGCUGCCUCCGAGAUUGAGAGGAUGUUGGGGACAGCGAGUGGUUUAAAUGCCGUUGGGUCUCGCUGCCCAAGUUUAAAGCUUCACCUGGGACUCACCGCUUUCUUUGUUGGCAAUCCACAGGUGCUCUCCCUCGCGGAAAGGAGCGAAACCGGUGAGCCUGCGAGGUGCGUGUGUGUGAACCCCGGCAGACUAGCCAAGGGCAUCGGAGGGGGCACCUUUGCGGAGCUUUUGUACGACACGAGCCCAGACAAGACGCGCGCAUUGAUUCUCAGAAUCUGA